AUGUCUUGUCUCCCCUUCUUCGUCUUACAUACCACGAUACACCACAUUUCGUUCACCACGUGCACAUCAGUCUACAAGCUCUCCCUCCCCGAGGAAACUGCUCCCUUCGCACCUCGCUGGCCCAGCUUAGCCACCAACAGUGAUAAGAUUGCAAUUGAGCCACAACAGAAAGUAUCUACAGAGCCAUCCACCACGCCACACAAUGCACAAACCCACUUUUCACGUCUUGUCUUCUCGUUGCACCGCUGCGAUCAUGGGCCAUCACUCGAUGAGGUUGCAAAUAAUAGGCUUGAGACAAGGAUCAGUGAAGUGUUUUUGUUUACGCUCCCGCCCGCGGCCCGCUCUUCUGUUCUUUUCGGCAGUAGAAUUAAGUGCAUGCGCCGCCGAGCCUUUCCCGCCAGACAGACUCGUCGUUAA
Messenger RNA from Morchella sextelata, 417 nucleotides. RefSeq lists its product as uncharacterized. The coding region runs from base 1 to 417 and encodes 138 amino acids. The transcript has 2 exons. Lineage: Eukaryota; Fungi; Ascomycota; Pezizomycetes; Pezizales; Morchellaceae. The record is from RefSeq and is a predicted model, not a curated record.